This is a messenger RNA of Pocillopora damicornis (cauliflower coral), 1999 nucleotides long. RefSeq names its product ankyrin repeat and SAM domain-containing protein 1A. Lineage: Eukaryota; Metazoa; Cnidaria; Anthozoa; Scleractinia; Pocilloporidae. Gene Ontology annotation, biological process: proteolysis. Gene Ontology annotation, molecular function: aspartic-type endopeptidase activity; protein binding. The record is from RefSeq and is a predicted model, not a curated record.
GAUAAGUCGCGUUUGCUUCCUUGAAAACAAACUGCAGAAGAAGAAGACUUUUUAAUCUUAUUUCACUGAGGUAGAUAGAUUCAAACGAAGUCGACCUUAGGGUGAAAGAUGGAAAAGAUUGAGAGUGAAAGAUAGAUGAAGAAGGAUACAUUUCCAUCGACGCUCUCGUAAAAUUUUACAAAAAAUGUUUCAGGGCGUGACAUCACUUUGACCGUAACUUUGUAGGAAGAUUGGGCAAGUUUGAUUCGCGUUUGUGAAUGAAUUUUACCUCAUAUAUAGAUACGUAGGCGAGGAGACCGCGAGAAUUUUUUUACAGCAUACUUAAUUAAUUUGUAUUACCCUUCCAUCAUCAAAUGGAGGAGUUUACUGGUUGUAAUUGCUCAGCUGGUGUCUACAAUAAAUAAUACGCGUGACAGCACACGUGGGUCGGCUUUCAAUAGAUUUAUGAAAGAGCCCGUCGACAAAGCUUUUGCAAGUUUUAUUCACUCAACAAAUGUCCCUGCCUGACUCACGCAGUCAGAGAAUACACUCUCCUCCCUUCAAAAUAUACGUUAAAAAAUCACAAGUUUUCCCCACCUUGUGUAAAGUAUUUAUGAGGUUCUGGUAGCUAAAUAGAUAAAGAAAACAUCUUCACUGAGACUAAAGCAUUGCUAGGUAACGAUAUGAUAGCGUCCUCUGCAUGGUCGAGUAUGAAAAAAUUGAGCUACAUUGUUUCCUGUGGAUCGGCUGACAACUGAGUGUCAUUAAUUUGCUAAGAGGUUAGAAAACAACAAAACAGAAUUAACUUCUAAAGUAACUUGUUAUCACAAGUACGAUAUAGUUUUAUUGAGCUGUCAAGGGCAGUUGUCAUUGGAAGCUUUUCAAAUCCGCAGCACAGCUAAAAUCUUAGUUUCUCGUCGCAAAAAUGUCUUUGGAGGGUAGUAUGAGGCAUUAUUUGGAGUCAGUCGGACUGCGAGAGAUUUGCCUUCAAUUGGAGGGUCACGGAUUUAACCAACUUAGUGAUAUCUUGAGUAUGGAUGACGAAGAUCUUGCUGCUGUAAUUCCUGACGACGAAUCAAAGAAGAAGUUUAAGACAACACUCCAUCAAGACGGGAGACUUAUGAAAAUUUGGCUGGACUCUCUGGGCCUUGGUCAGUAUUAUGAGCAGUUCCAGGCCUCUGGAUUGACAAGUUUGGCCCGAUGCUCUGGUCUGAGCCUGCGGUCUCUGGACGGCGUAAAUUUUAACCUCCCAGGACACAAAAAGAGGGUGUUCAGAGAAGCUCAGAGCCUGCUGGGUUACGGAACAGUAAUGGCAGAGGGAGCCUGGGAAGAGCAUGAGCAGUUGAGGGGUGGAAGGUUCGGUAAAUUUCUUUGUCUCACAGCUGACAUUUUUGCCCGUGAUCCGCAAGAUAAGCGGGAUAACCCGAAUGAAGGCGCUGCUGCUGUCCCACACCGGAGGGUGAAGUUUAUGGUGGAUUCUGGAAGUGACAUUGUCACACUAGAUGAUGACAUCAUCAAGGAAUUGCAGCUGCCUGUUAAGGGUUGUGCAAAGCAGGAAGUGCCAGGAGGACAGAUACAGGAAAAGCCUUUAUACAGCGCCUGUCUUGGAAUUGGCGGAAAAAUGCUGAACGUCGAGGUACUUCCAGACAAUGUUAGCACUUUGGGAACUCCAGUGCUCUGGGAAUUCCGUCAUCGCAUCGAUGGAGAAAAACAUUUGUGGCUCUCCAAAGCUGACGAGUUUGGCAUCAAAUCAUAAAGGGUUCAGCACUCUUGUCAUUUAGCUUUCCAUCUCUUUAUAUUCUUAGGCUUUGAAAAAGUUUUUUUUUUACCUUACAUCUGUUAUUAAGACAGUCUAGCAUGCUUCCAAAAUAUAGUUGUAUGACUAUAAAUGAGGCUCAUGGAACGUGAAUUCCUGCGAUGUUUUAAAACUGACAUAGCUGUAGUAUAGUACUUAUUAUUUACUGUUGUCAGUGUCUUUCAUACGUUCGUAUAGAAUUGAAAUAUACUUAUUUUCUUGCAA